This is a messenger RNA of Leptosomus discolor (cuckoo roller), 1192 nucleotides long. Lineage: Eukaryota; Metazoa; Chordata; Aves; Leptosomiformes; Leptosomidae. The record is from RefSeq and is a predicted model, not a curated record.
AAAACCUUUGGGCGGAAGCGGGUGCAGAAGCGUGGCGGCUCGUUCAAGGACCAGCCCCGGCUGUAUCAGGAAAUCCGUGAGAGAGGUCUGAACUCGGUCAGCCAUGAGUCAGAUGAGGAUUUGCUGGAGGAAUCCAUCCCAGAAGAGCCAUCCCCGCCGGGUACCACUAUCUUGGUGCAGAGCUAUCGCCCGGCGCAGGUGACCUGGAGCCAGCUCCCGGAGGUAGGGGCAGCAGCCCAGGAGGAUACGGCAAGUUUUAAUUCACGGCCUCGUUCAGUCAGUUUGGGCGGUUGCAUCGUCACUGCCCUGCUUUUUCAGGCCAUGUUUGAGAUCAUCACUUCCGAGUACUCCUACCUGCACAGCCUGAGCGUCCUGGUGUGCCACUUCAUGAGGUCGGAGGCGCUGAAGGAGACCAUGACGCAGACGGAGCACCACCACCUCUUCUCCAACAUCAGCGACAUCCUGACGGUCAGCACCAGCUUUUUUGAAGACUUAGAGAAGCGGUACCAGGAAAACCUCCUGAUUCCUGACAUCAGUGACAUAGUGGAAGAACACGCCUCGAACCACUUCAGUCCUUACAUCAGCUACUGCUCCAAUGAAGUCUACCAGCAGAGGACACUUCAGAAGCUGCUAACCACAAACCCCUUAUUUAAAGAGACCUUGAAACAAAUUGAAAGGAAACCAGAAUGUGGAGGCCUGCCAAUGAUCUCAUUUCUCAUUCUCCCUAUGCAGAGGGUAACACGGCUUCCUCUGCUGUUGGAUACGGUCUGUCAAAAAACAAAAGCGUGCACUGCGGCGUACGGAGCUGCCACCAGCGCUCUGAAAGCCAUCAGCAAGCUGGUUAAGAACUGCAAUGAGGGAGCUCGUGCUAUGGAGAGGACAGAGCAGAUGUACACCCUGCAGAAACAGCUGGAAUUUGGAAAGAAGAAGACAGCCGUCGGGCACCUGCUGCGGGUGGUGAUGGAGAAGGACAGCGAGGGCAGGCGGGAGGAGAUCGUGCUGGCGGCGGAGACGCUGAGCGACCGGGCCCGGUGGAUUGCUGCGCUGAUGCACAGGGAAAAGGAAAAGCCUGACACCACUCCUAAAGGAGAUCUGAGCCAAGUGGAGAUAACCCGCGGCUACCUGGCUAAAGAGGCGGACGAGAUUUCCCUGCAGCAGGCUGAUGUCGUCCUGGUGCUGGGCGGAGAGGACG